Molecule: messenger RNA, 859 nt
Organism: Oreochromis niloticus (Nile tilapia)
Lineage: Eukaryota; Metazoa; Chordata; Actinopteri; Cichliformes; Cichlidae
Product: matrin-3-like
Exons: 7
Coding region: 132-800 (222 amino acids)
Cellular component (GO): nucleus
Molecular function (GO): nucleic acid binding; zinc ion binding
Source: RefSeq, a predicted model, not a curated record
UCUGGAGACCGGCUGCUGAGUGUGGAGGUCUCCGAGGUGAAUGUGGACCUUCUCAUGAUGAUCAUGGAGCGGUGGCGUCCAUUGCUGCUUUUGUCAGAUUCUUGCCGCUUGCCAACAGGAUAUGCAUUGAGAUGGCCGAACCUGGUGGAUUAACACAGGUGAUGGAGAGCAAUGUCACCAAGGACUAUUUAUCUUCUUGGAGUAAAGCUGGACGUAUUGAGUCUUUGAAGAGCCUGAAACAGCGUCUGCAAGACUCUGGUGAGAACAAAGUUCACCUCAAAAUGAAAACCAAGAAGACCGCAGAAUCGACAGAUGCAGUGACCAAAGGUGACUGCCAGGCGGAGAGCCAGAGGACCGAGGAGGAAGCAGUGACCCAGCCCGAUGCUGCAGCCGCCCCUGCUGGACGGCAGCCAGAGCCCAAGUGUCCUGAUGACGAGACACAGGAGGGAGAGGAGAAGGAUGGAUGGAGCAUGGCCGACAUUAAAGUUGUGGGAAAACGCAGGAGGGAGCUUGUCGGACCUGAGGCAAAGCGAUCUCGCGCUCAGUCUCCGUGUGUUGUAGCAGAUUUCAGACUGCCUCAGUUCAACCCUAACAGCCCCAUCGGUCAGGAGUUUGUGGUCCCUAAAUCAGGAUUUUUCUGUAACAUCUGCUCUGUUUUCUGCCUGAAUGAGAAGACCGCCAAGGAACUCCACUGCUGCAGCCAGAAACACUACGACAACCUGCAGAAGUAUUAUGAGGAACGUCGACAAAGAGCUACAAAGACUUUGUCUCACACGUCUCCAGGCUCCGUUUCUGACUGAUGGACCUGAUCUACUGGAGAACAAGCCAUUGUUAUUGAUCCUACUAGUUCAGAAACUAA